AGGAGCGCGGAACGGAGAGAGAUGGGGAGCGAAGGCAGGAUGCGUCGGAGGUGUGGACGUCGAGUGAGAGGCGGGCCCGGGGAGACGAGGAGCGCUGCGGUGCGAACUGAGCGAGGAGGAGCCGAGAGAGGCCGUCCGCGGACCGAAGCGGCAGGCACGAACGAGGUCAGGGGCCGUGCAGCGCGAGAGCGUAUCUGGCAGGCCUCGCCGCGGCUACUUCCUCUUCGAGGGCCGAGCUCGAUCUGUCCAACGCAACGGCUGUGUACCUCGCACCUGCAGCGCUGAGCACAGCCCAUCUCAUGCGGCCGCUGCAUGCCUGCUGUGCUCGAAGGGGCUCGCGAUGGGCAAGGUCGCGUGGCCUGUCCGCGGCUUCACGCUUCAUCACCACGCUCGCGCUUGCCUUUUGCGCUGCAGCACGCAGCCACUCUUACUGCCCCUGACAGCAGCAGCAAGGCAGGGCCUCGCUCGCACUUCCGCUUCUCUGCGCUCGCGGGCCGCCUCCUCGGGCAGCGAGCAGCGUGCACCUCUCCGGCGUCUCUGCGCGGAACACGCCUGCCGGCCUGCCGGGUGCCGUGUGCGGAGCUCCCUCUCUCGGCGCGCCUGCUGCUCGGUACACGCACUCCGCAGGCGGAGGUGCCUCUCUCGUUGCGAGGCCGGACAGGCACGCAGCAGCGGCAUGAGACGUCAGCACGCAGCACCGCCGCACCGCACAGCACCGCAUCGACGUGCAGCGGCCGAGGCGGGCGGGCAGCAUCCUUCUGCAGCACGCAGCAUGCAGCAGCAUCCCGGCGGAGCGGCGGGCGGGUCACACGAGCCGUCGCUUCGACGAUCGCCCGCUCUGAGCUGCCUGCUGCACGCUUGAGAGGCGCGAUGUGGCACCUCGACGCGCAGGCUAAUCAUCGCCCGGCGCGCGCCAAGCCGCCCGAUGGCUGCCGCCCGCGGAGCUUGAAGCGUGGGCCGCAGCCUCAGCCGCCGAGCAGCACGCCGACGGUCAGCGGAUCUGCUCCUCGCGAAGGGGCGAGCCGCGGCUUGAUGACGCGCGGCGCCGGCUGGGCACCUCCGAGGGCAGCGCCAAGGCGGCACAGCGGCACUGCGGCGGUGUACGCGGCCUAGGGCUGUGCCUGGCCGAGUCCCGCACAGGGGCGCAUCGAGAGGCGCUUUCUGCUCGUCGAAGGCGAGGCACGC
This is a messenger RNA of Tilletiopsis washingtonensis, 1185 nucleotides long. RefSeq lists its product as hypothetical. Lineage: Eukaryota; Fungi; Basidiomycota; Exobasidiomycetes; Entylomatales. The record is from RefSeq and is a predicted model, not a curated record. The transcript has a single exon. The coding region runs from base 313 to 1113 and encodes 266 amino acids.